GCUCAGUCUGUAACAAAGUCACGAAAUCAACUCUAGCCAACUUCCUUACCUAAUUGGUUAAGCACGACGUCAGUUAAAACCAGAGCCCGAAAAAUCCCUCCUUAAAACCUCCUGUCGAGCAACAGGUAAAGCAUUCGUCCAGGUGCGACCACUGGUUUAUUUCCUCGUUUAAAAAAGUGGAAUAACAGCAACAUCCGUGUUAAGGCGCCAGAGAACUUACUUUUACGAUUAAAAGAUCUCGAGUAAAAAUGGGGUGCUUUACAUUUGUGAAGGUUAUGAUGAUCCUCUUCAACCUCUUCAUCUUUCUUGCAGGAGGAGCCCUGUUGGGUGUUGGAAUAUGGGUUAGUGUGGAUGGAACGUCUUUUGUAAAAGUAAUUGGUCCUAUAUCUUCUCAAGCAAUGCAGUUUGUCAACAUCGGCUACUUCUGCAUUGUGAUUGGUGCUAUCUUGGUUAUCCUUGGAUUCCUGGGAUGUUGUGGAGCACAGAAAGAAAGUAAAUGCCUGCUAAUGCUGUUCUUCGCUAUUGUUCUUAUAAUCUUCAUUGCUGAAAUUGCUGCUGCUGUCGUGGCUCUGGUGUAUUCUUCUUUCGCAGAGAGUCUUCUCCGUGCCUGGGUAACUCCAGUACUAAGGGAUGACUAUGGAAAGCAGAAAGAUGUGACUGGAAUCUGGAAUACUACAAUGAGUGAACUGAAGUGUUGUGGCUUUACCAACUAUACAGAUUUUAGUGAUUCCUAUUACUUCAGAAAGAACAAUGAUACCUUCCCAUCGUUCUGCUGCAACACAACAGCAGCCGUUUGUACUGAAACGGUGGCAAUGAACAGCAGAAUACAGGGAUGUUUUCAACAACUCUUUGACAUUCUGAAAGAAAAUGCACACAUUGUUGGUGGGAUUGCUGCAGGAAUUUGUGUAUUAGAGAUUGCUGCAAUGGCGGUGUCAAUGUAUCUGUACUGCAAGAUUGAUGGAAAGGCUUAUGAAUGAGAGCCAGCGUAUUGCAAGUUGUCUAGGGAGUGUAAUGAAACUUCAGAUCAAUGUUCGAUUAUACCUGGAGUUGAAUUUCUUCAGACACUUAGAAUUUUGUAUUGGCAUCCAGUAAUUUUGUAUUAAACUCUAAGAAUCCAUUUACAAUGGAUGUGCAGAAAUCUUUCCGAGGAAAAUCCUUGCUGACACCAUUGCAUUUGUCCUGUCGCACUAGGCAAAGGUACCUCUGUUUUCCCAUAAUUUAAUUUUCUGGAAAUGAGGAAUAAGUGCAAAUGUUUUAAAUUUUGAGUACUUCUGGAAUUUGUCAGUGUGAUUCAAAAGUGACUGCCUUGUUUAGAUUUACUGGGGCAAGGGAGAGGAAUCAUUUCCUUCAUGUUGUAUCCGUUGGCUACACCUUCAAGUUUUUGACCCCUUGACCAAGAGCUAAUAUCUUCUUAAUUUUACCCACACUUUGAUAUAUUUAUUCACAUCUGCACUUUACAAAUUCUUGGUGUCUUGGUCUUGGAAACCUUUUGUACAUAGCACUUCUGAAAAAUGUACUGAGCAGUGUAAAUUGUUUCUUUUCUUGCAUAAAUACAAAUGAGGUAGGGCAAGACUAUAAAUUGAAUGAAUGCAUCGUCCUGACAUUGGCUAACAAUGUCACCUAGUCUUCUAUUGCACUGGAUAAGUGAUCCUCUUAAAUGAUAAAGCCUCUUGCUUUGUAUAUAACAUCGAAUAAUUGGCCUUUGUAUUUUGAUUAUGACUUUCAAUGAAGUUGAUUUGUAUAAUUUUUUUUGUCUUUUAAUAAAUUAUGAACUAAUGAAGUCUA
Mobula hypostoma (lesser devil ray) is the source of this 1785-nucleotide messenger RNA. RefSeq names its product tetraspanin-1. Gene Ontology annotation, cellular component: plasma membrane. The transcript is spliced from 8 exons. The record is from RefSeq and is a predicted model, not a curated record. Bases 249 to 977 code for a protein of 242 amino acids. Lineage: Eukaryota; Metazoa; Chordata; Chondrichthyes; Myliobatiformes; Myliobatidae.